Messenger RNA from Stegostoma tigrinum, 8808 nucleotides. Its product is annotated as focal adhesion kinase 1. Lineage: Eukaryota; Metazoa; Chordata; Chondrichthyes; Orectolobiformes; Stegostomatidae. The transcript is spliced from 26 exons. The record is from RefSeq and is a predicted model, not a curated record. Bases 131 to 2872 code for a protein of 913 amino acids. Gene Ontology annotation, biological process: protein phosphorylation; signal complex assembly. Gene Ontology annotation, molecular function: ATP binding; protein tyrosine kinase activity. Gene Ontology annotation, cellular component: cytoskeleton; focal adhesion.
GGUCCAGGUUCCAAUGAUUCAUGUUUGGCUGGUUUAUGAAUAGGUUGACUGUAAGAAUGUAAUUCGACAAGAAAGAAGCUGAGUGGCCGUUUGGUUUAUCUUAAAAUUUAGAAUAAUUCGCUUUUUAUCUAUGACUGUUGUGGAGAAGGAUCCUUCUUCCCCAGCAGAAUCCUACAUACCAUGUAUUUGCUGGGGUGCUCGGACAAGAAAUGAAAUAGAAGCACAACAUCUUGUGGCAGAAGAAUAUGACCGACACAUAGCAUCCCGUAGAAGCAUGGCAGCUGCUUACCUUGAUCCGAACUUGAAUCACACAGCAGGUUCAGGAGCCAAGUCUCGUUUGAGUAUGGAACGAUCUCCUGGUACCAUGGAACGAGUACUGAAGGUCUUCCAUUAUUUUGAGAGCAAUAAUGAGCCCUCGACUUGGGUCAUGAACAUCAGGCAUGGUGAUGCCACUGAUGUCCGGGGUAUUAUUCAGAAGAUUGUAGAUUCUCACAAAGUUAAGAAUGUGGCCUGCUUUGGAAUUCGACUCAGUCAUAUGCAUUCUGAAGAGGUCCACUGGCUGCAUCCAGACAUGGGCGUUUCACAUGUACGUGAAAAAUUUGAGCAGCAUCACCCUGCAGAGGAAUGGAGAUAUGAGUUAAGAAUCAGAUAUCUGCCUAAAGGUUUCCUGAACGAGUUUAAUGAAGACAAGCCAUGUUUAAAUUUCUUUUAUCAACAGGUUAAGAAUGAUUACAUGAUGGACAUAGCAGAUCAAGUGGACCAGGAUAUCGCACUGAAGCUGGGUUGCCUUGAGAUCAGGAGAUUCUAUAGGGAAAUGCGAGGAAAUGCCUUGGAAAAGAAAUCCAAUUAUGAAUUGUUGGAGAAGGAUGUGGGUUUGAAGAGAUUCUUUCCCAAGAGCCUGGUGGAAUCAGUCAAGGCCAAAACACUGAGGAAAUUGAUACAACAAUCUUUUCGACAGUUUGCUAAUUUGAAUGAAGAGCAAAGUGUUCUGAAAUUCUUUGAGAUUCUGUCUCCAGUUUACAGAUUUGACAAGGAGUGCUUCAAGUGUGCCCUUGGGUCAAGCUGGAUAAUUUCAGUGGAGUUAGCAAUUGGACCUGAAGAAGGUAUCAGUUAUCUUACAGACAAAGGCUCUAUGCCAACUCACCUGGCUAAUUUUAACCAGGUACAGACCAUUCAGUAUUCAAACAGUGAUGACAAAGACAGAAAAGGAACUUUGCAGUUAAAAGUAUCUGGAGCAGCAGAGCCCUUGACAAUAACAACUCCAUCACUGAACAUUGCAGAGAACAUGGCAGACUUAAUAGAUGGUUAUUGUCGCCUAGUGAAUGGCAUCAUGCAGUCAUUUAUUAUUAGAUCCCAGAAAGAAGGAGAACGAGCCUUGCCAUCCUUGCCCAAAUUGUCAAACAGUGAAAAACAGGGAUUGAGGACACGGACCGUUUCAGUCUCGGGAAUGAAUCAUUGGCAGCCCAGAGUUAAGAAAGCCAGACGCUUUUUCCCCUUCAUCCUCUGCUCUCAUCAGACAGCCAAGGAUGAAAUUAGUGGGGACGAAACCGAUGACUACGCAGAGAUCAUAGAUGAAGAGGACACAUAUACCAUGCCCUCCAAAAGCUAUGGCAUAGAUGAAGCCAGAGAUUAUGAGAUACAGAGGGAAAGAAUCGAAUUGGGCCGCUGUAUUGGAGAGGGGCAGUUCGGUGAUGUGCAUCAAGGAAUUUACAUGAGUCCUGAAAACCCUGCAAUGGCUGUUGCCAUCAAAACAUGCAAAAACUCCACUUCAGAUAGUGUGCGAGAAAAGUUCUUACAGGAAGCCUUGACAAUGCGACAGUUUGACCAUCCUCAUAUAGUGAAGCUGAUUGGCGUAAUUACGGAAAAUCCGGUCUGGAUAAUUAUGGAACUGUGUACCUUUGGAGAGUUACGGUCGUUUUUACAAGUAAGAAAAUACAACUUGGAUUUGGCCUCCUUAAUUCUGUAUGCUUACCAGCUCAGCACAGCAUUAUCUUACCUGGAGAGUAAGAGAUUUGUACAUCGGGAUAUUGCUGCCAGAAAUGUCUUAGUAUCAUCAUUAGACUGUGUAAAGUUAGGAGACUUUGGUUUAUCGAGAUACAUGGAAGACAGCACUUACUACAAAGCCUCGAAAGGGAAGCUGCCCAUUAAAUGGAUGGCUCCUGAAUCGAUCAACUUCCGCCGGUUUACCUCAGCUAGUGAUGUGUGGAUGUUUGGUGUUUGUAUGUGGGAAAUUCUAAUGUAUGGAGUGAAACCAUUUCAAGGAGUAAAAAAUAAUGAUGUAAUUGGUAGAAUUGAAAAUGGUGAGCGGUUGCCAAUGCCUCCAAAUUGCCCUCCAACACUCUACAGCCUCAUGACCAAAUGCUGGGCAUAUGAUCCUAGCAGAAGACCACGGUUCAAUGAACUGAAACAACAGCUCAGUACAAUAUUGGAAGAAGAGAAAGUGCAACAGGAAGAAAGAGUGAGAAUGGAGCAGAGAAGACAGAUCACAGUUUCCUGGGAUUCGGGAGGAUCAGAUGAAGCCCCUCCAAAGCCAGCCCGUUGGCCAUCUUUGCAACACAGUUUUAGCUUGGACAGUCUGUCAUUACCUGAGUUCUCCCAACGCAGCACCAAGUUUUGUUUAUAUCUAAAACAACCAUCAGAAGUUUAUGGGCAUCCAUUCACUGCUGCUGCGUCUGCUUCUGACAGGCUUCUUCCUGUACCCCCUUCAGCAUAUCGACAGAGUGCUCGUCUGCUUCCCUUUUAUUUUGACAGGCUGAAUGCAAAUCUGCAGCAACAAUUGAUGUCUGGCGAAUGGAGAAGAGCCCAGGAAGAAGCAAUGGUUAGGAUUCACUGUGCAAAGGGAACAAAACAUCAGCACAGCACUGUCAUGUAGCUAAAAAUAGAAAUCAAUGAAGUAAAUAGUGUUUUUAUAGUGAACACUUUUAAACUGUUACAUCUAAAACACAUACUGGAUAAGAUUAAUGCAAUUUAACAAUACCCCUUCCAUUUCAAUAAAGAAUUUAAUUGUAAAGAUGCCAUUUUUUUUUUCUUUUAAAGCCCAAAUGUCACAAGAAUAUAACAAAACAAUUUUCCCUCCUCAUUUUCUACAAAGAAACACUUCAGGUAUGUAAGGUAUCUUCAAAAUUUGUGAACUGAGAUCAAAAGGCCACUAUAUAGGUAUUUUUUAUUCAUUCACGGAUUGUAGGUAUCACUGGCCAGGCCAGCAUUUAUUAUUCAUCCCUAAUUGCCCAGAGGGCAGUUAAGAUAUUGCCAUAUAUCUGUGGGCCUGGAGUCAUACGUAGACCAGAUCAGGUAAGGACAACUCUUCUUCACUAAAGGAUUUCAGUGAGCCAGAUGUUUUGUUUUGAGAAUUAACAAUAGUUUCAUGAUUAUCAUUAGAUAUGAUCCUUAGUUCCUGAUUUUUAUUGAAUUCAAAUUCCAUUAUCUGCACUGGUGGAAUUUGAACCAAAGUCCCCAGGUAGUUAAUUAGGCCUCUGGGUUAAUAGGUUAGUGACUAGGCCAUCAAUAUCCUGAGGUGCACAUUCAUCUGUUACCACUCUAUACAGUCAGCGCAUAUUUUUUGUUUUACUAUUUAUGUUUUUGACUUUACAGACAUGAAAGUUAACAGUAAGAGGUGGCCAGCUUGCCCCUCGAUCCUGCUCUACCACUCAAUAAGAUCAUAGCUGAUCUGAUCAGCCCUUUCUUGCCUGUCCUCCUUAACCUUUCACUCCUUUACUUCUCAAGAUAUAUAAUGACAAGAUGUUCUCCAAGCAAUAAAUAUGUUAUGAAUACUUUGGGAAUGAUUGGGUGAUGCAGUGAGUUUGACAAUGGCUUUGCACUUCUGAGAUUUGGAUUUAAAUCCAGACACGAUUAACAGGAGUGUGUCCUCUUUGUCUGAACACUAAGUUCUCUAUAGACAUAAAUUUUGUAAGUUUGAUCAGUUUUUUGGCAGCAGUAGCCAGCUAACUCCCUAUUUGGCAUGAAAUUGGCAAAUCACAAAAUACCUAAUGUGGGAUUUAGUAAUGAGCCAUACUGUUUCAAACUAGGGAUGAGGCACACAAUUUUGGAGCAGUAACAAUAAGUAAAGUCACCGUUGUCCCAGAGAGACAGCUGGUGUGAGUUUAACCUGAGAUCCACACCUCAGCCAUGGGGAAAGGUUGAGAAGGUAAGACCUUCAUGGUGACCUCAGCCAAUAGAGGAAUUGAACCCAUGCUGUUUGUGUCACUCUGCAUCACAAACCUGCCAUCCAAUCAACAAAGUUAAACCAGCCCCCAACUAAUAGCACUAUUGCAGUGCCUUCAUCUCGUGAACUGCAGUGUCUCAGUGUCACCUCCUUACAACCAAUUAGGAAUGGGUAAUAAAUACUGACCUUGUUAUAUUCUAUGAAUGAAUUAAGAAAACUGAAAAUACUUGACGAUUAAAUGUGGUGCUCAAAAACUGGAGCGCUCCAAAUGAAUAACACUUAAAUCCUACGUUUUGAGUACAAAAUUCUUGCAUACUUUAAUUGGUACAAAUUUUCUUUGGAGAAAAUUCUUAAACCCACUUCUCAACACAUCAUUUUUCUGUUCUGAUGAUGCAGAAAAAUAUUCAGCAAUGACAACAUUUUUUAACAAAACUUUUGAAAGCUACCAUUUUGUUUACUUGCUGCCCAUGCAGUUAUUAUUUAUUCCUGGAUGCAGUGAAUGAACUGUGUGUUCAGUCUAACCCAGCAUGUCUGUUAUAGCUUUCCUCCUCACAAAGUAUCUGUUCUAAGAUUGAAUACUUGUCCUUUCUUUUAAUUGCUUGUCUUUUUGUGCUUCCAUAUAUCUUUAAAUCGCUCCUUCCUGUUCUCUGAUCAAUAAAGCUGAUGGCAAUAGUUUUUACGUGAAAUGGUAUUGUCAAAUGUUCAGCUGAUAAUUUUUUCCUCUACUAACAAAGUUAUUUCUAUAUCAUGAUGUAUGGUGUAUAUAAACAAUAUGAUGGGAGUUCCUCGAUCUGUGAUUCGUACCUGGCAACAGCUUAUUGUAGCGGCAAAUGUUUUAUAUGGCACUUAUAGAAAUGAAUGAGAGAUCUGAAGACAUCUGGUUGGCUUGAUUUGAAUGUGGCCUGUAACCUACACUGUAACUUUCCUACAGCCAUGACAUACUCUUUGUUCAAGCCACAUGAAUGAAAAGAACUGACCAUUAUUUAACUCUUUUCUUUGUUUUAUAAGUCUGAAGACUUGAUUGUGUUAUGUAGUUUGAGUUGUUACUUUGAAUUUUGUUAUGCUGAUUUGCCUGCUAGAUCCAUAAAUAUUCCUGGAUCUUGUCAGAGGAAAUCCAAUUGAGUUUUCAGCGCACACAUAUUGUUUUUAAAGUGAAAGUUGCUUUGUGCGCUGACAUAGUUGGAGCAGAAAAAUAUAAGCCAUUGUAUAAUUUUAAUGCAACUAAUGUAGAAUGUUUAUUACUACAUUAAAAUCUUAAAUCCACGCAGACAUUUUCUUUUAUUUUGCACCAUUAUAAAUCGGUGUGUCUACAUUUAUAGUUGAAAGUAGCCAAGUAAAUGUUACGUAUUGUGUUGGAGUUCUGCCAUUGAAGAUGUUGAUGUAAUCACUAUCUAACUUGUACACAUAGGCAUUAAAAUAUUCAAAGAGGCAGAGAAUGCAUUACUUAAUGCCGAACUAAACUCCCAAAUUGGGCUGUGGCCCAGUUAUCCCGCUUUGUGCAAACCCGUUAACCUGAAAACUGCCUUUAAUCUUGGAGCAAAAAUUUAACUUCAGCAGGAUCACAAGUGAGUGGAAAUUAAUAGGCUACCCAUUCUACAACCUGCCUGAUUCUGCCCCCUAAUCACUCUGUUACCAUAGAAGACAAAUUUGAUAAUUAUGGCUUGAAGAUUUGAAGUAUUUCAUGAAUCUUUGAUGUCAUCAUGGCUUUGAUUCACAGUGCUCAGUUCUCCUGUGAUAUACAGUAAAUCCACGUGAUAGAAUGACACAUAAAUUCAGGUUAGCUGAUUAUUCAAGAUAACAAAGUGUGGAGCUGGAUGAACACAGCAGGCUAAGCAGCAUCUUAGGAACACAAAAGCUGGCAUUUCGGGCCUAGACCCUUCAUCAGAAAAGGGGGAUGGGGAGAGGGUUCUGAAAUGAGUAGGGAGAGAGGGGGAAGCGGACCGAAAAUGGAUAGACAAGAAGAUAGUUGGAGAAGAGAGUAUAGGUAGGGAGGGGAUAGGUCAGUAUGAGGAGGACGGACAGGUCAAGGGGGCGGGAUGAGGUUAAUAGGUAGGAAAUGGAGGUGUGGCUUGAGGUGGGAGGAGGGGAUAGGUGAGAAGAAGAACAGGUUAGGGAGGCGGAGACGAACUGGGCUGGUUUUGGGAUGCAGUGGGGGGAGGGGAGAUUUUGAGGCUUGAUUGAUACCAUUGGGCUGCAGGGUUCCCAAGCGGAAAAUGAGUUGCUGUUCCUGCAACCUUCGGGUGGCAUCAGUAUGGCACUGCAGGUGGCCCAGGAUGGACAUGAUUAUUCAAGCUUGUCUUACGUCUGCGACUGUUUCAUGUCAAACUAAACAAAGAAACAACCUACCAGAAAAAUGCACUCAAACACAAGCAAUACAUUUUGUAUUUAGGACUAAGAUGACUGGAGUAAAUUACCUAGUGUUUGUUGUCAGCUUUUAUUGAUUUAAUUGCCGUCACUUGCUGUAGGAUCAUGCUUUGAACAAAUUGGCCGGUGCAGUUCAUUACAAUAAUAGCAGAGUUAACUACAAUAAUAGCAGUGAGAAUUUAUAAGGUGCUACAAAUGUGAAUUCCUUCCUCUCUCCUCUCCCUCCCUCUCUGUAUGGGUUGUGUUGGCAAGGUCAGAUAUCACACAACACCAGAAAGUAGUCCAGCAGUUUAUUUGAAAACACAAGCUUUCCGACCCUCAUUCCUUCUUCAGGUGAUAAUGAGAGAGGUGGCAUCAGGCACAGUAUUUAUAAGUAAAAGAUCAAAGGGCCACACAACCAAUGAGAAUGUAUUAAACAAACCUCAGAUGCUGUUAAACCUUUAAUAGUUAGAAUGUUUUAAUUGAUAUAUAUACAUCUAAAUCCCCAAAUUCCUUUCAACUCACUGUUCUGUAGACAACUGAAGGUUUUAUCAUUGUAAAGAAGUGACAUUUUUGGCCGGAGAGUGCAUGUUCGGUUUGAGACCUUGCUUAGAAUGUGUUUGUGUCUUGGUUUGGAGUCAAACUAGUUUUAUUCAAAAGUAGGAACUUAUGAAAUGUUGCCUUGACUCUAUAAAUUGUGUGCUCUUUGAACAAAAUAGAACGUAUCUGCAAAUACAAAUUAACCCCAUAGAUUGUGUGUGUGUGUGUGUGUGUGAGAGAGAGAGAGAGAGAGACAGACAGACAGUCUGUUGUCACGGUGUUACCAAAUCUCUGAUUUCACCAGUUAAGACUUUACUGGGUGUGUAGCUAUAUUGUUUUAAAUGAGCACAGUUUCUACCUAAAACUUCGUAAAACCAGGCUGUCAACUUCCAUUUCUGCCAAAUUCCCCUUUACCCUCACGACUGAAUUCAUCUCCCUCCUGCCCCCUGCUGCAGAAAUGACUAUUCAGAAUCUCAGUGUUCUUUGAUUAUGAACAACGUCACUGACUGUAUGCCUGCUGCUAUCUCCUCCACCUGCGUAUGUUACCUGCUGCUUUGCUCCCUGCUGGCAUUCCCAUUCGAGAUUUUCUCAAUCACACACCAAAUUAUUCAAAAGCUUUCCAGGCUCACACUCAUUCUCCACCCUUUCUAAAUCUAUGCUGCCCAUAUUCCAACCCACACCAAGUUUUCAACACUUAUCACUCUGUCUUCCAUCAGCCCAUAACCUCUUUCUCCAUCUUCCUAAAGCUCUGUGUUGCUCUGACUCUGCUUUCUUGUCCAUCCUUCCUUUCUUUGUCCUCACCAAUAACACCCAUGCUAGUACUGGCCUUGGCCCAAUAGCAUGCUGUCCACCUCUCUUUCUGUAAAACCCACAUUUUUGACCAACUGUUUGAGCAAUUCUCCUUGUCUCUUAGUAUGUGGCUUGCCUUUGAAGUUUGUUUUUCGUGUCUCACUCAAGGGGCUUGGGGCAGCUGAUACAUUAAAGGUGUACAUUGUUGUGUCAUCAAAUAAACAUCCAAAAAAAUUAUGGUUAAGAUUAUUUAAUGGCACUGCCAUUAAAUGAACACAUGGCUAGGUGAGAUUCGUUUGAAAGAAAUCUAACCGGCAGAUAUGUUUCAGCAUUACACAUUAUCGUUAAAAUGUAGGUUUCUUUUUAGUCUAUCUCAGUAGUCAAUGAUAUUUCAGCAUGUUGAAAGAAACCAUUCAAUACCUCGCAUGAUGAAACUUUAAAACACAUACAUUUAAAAUGUAUGUUUGUUUUAACAAAAUUACUAUAAAUAGACAGUGAUCUUUUCUUAUUAUCCUCUGUAUGCUUCUGCAGAUAAACAAGCUAAAGACAGCACAGUUGAAAGGUGAUCUUUUUUGACCUUCAUCAUUGGUCUUUAGUUUGAGUAAGCGAUUACUGCAGUUAAUGGGUAAAUUUGCCUCCAGCUACACUGGAUAAUUGUGAUGGAUGGUGUCUGUUUUUCUACAAGUCAGUUCUCCACUUUAUUUCCACUGCAUCUGAUGAAAAUUUGACUUUGGCUAAUCGUCAAAUUUUCUCAUAGGUUGUAGGAAGAUUACCUACAGAAAUUAACCUUAAACUUUAAGGCCAAUGUGGAAUCUUCCAGCCAACUGUCUGAAAUGACUAAUUUUCUUUCAUACGUAGUGCACAUAUCAUGUAUCUGACCUCUUCCUUUACCUGUACUGUGCAAAUAUUUGGGCCUUUGUAUUCAGCUGUAAUAGCAGAUAUAAUUUACAGUGUAUUUCUUUCCUUUGUUUCUC